Messenger RNA from Uncinocarpus reesii 1704, 1344 nucleotides. Its product is annotated as protein SOF1. Gene Ontology annotation, cellular component: nucleolus; small-subunit processome. The record is from RefSeq and is a predicted model, not a curated record. Bases 1 to 1344 code for a protein of 447 amino acids. Gene Ontology annotation, biological process: maturation of SSU-rRNA from tricistronic rRNA transcript (SSU-rRNA, 5.8S rRNA, LSU-rRNA). NCBI's taxonomy places the organism in Eukaryota, Fungi, Ascomycota, Eurotiomycetes, Onygenales, Onygenaceae. Gene Ontology annotation, molecular function: protein binding. The transcript has 3 exons.
AUGAAAAUAAAAGCUCUUUCACGGUCUGCUGCCUCGCAGCAGGCUCCUGGAACAGGCGCUGUAAGGCUUGCUCGAAACCUCGAUCCAGCACAACACCCGUUUGAACGAGCACGAGAAUACACAAGAGCCCUCAAUGCCACCAAGCUAGAGCGAAUGUUUGCCGCUCCGUUUAUUGCGCAACUUGGGAGUGGUCAUGUCGAUGGAGUGUACUGUUUGGCAAAAGACCCAAAUUCGCUCGAACGUUUUGCCAGCGGGAGCGGCGACGGUGUCGUAAAAGUGUGGGAUUUGGCAAACCGUGAAGAGGUCUGGCAAGCCCAGGCGCACGAAAACAUUGUCAAAGGAAUGUGCUGGACCUCUGACAGAAAGUUACUAUCAUGCGCUGCUGAUAGAACCAUCAAGCUUUUCGAUCCUUACAACUCGGCAUCGGACAGCCCCCCGUUAGCGACAUAUCUUGGGCAAGGGGCUUUUACGAGCGUGUCUCACCAUGGAUCUCACACUUCGUUUGCUGCCUCAUCGUCGGUGAUAUCCAUUUAUGAUCUCUCUCGGCCUUCUUCCACGCCGUCACAAACACUUCACUGGCCCACAAGUACUGAUACCAUCACGUCCGUUGCUUUUAACCGGACAGAAACUUCAAUACUAGCAUCAACGGCUACCGAUCGCUCCCUUAUCAUGUAUGACCUGCGAACUUCGUCCCCGCUUACUAAAGUCAUCCUUACACUGGCCUCAAAUGCGAUAGCGUGGAAUCCUAUGGAGGCGUUCAAUUUUGCCGUGGCCAACGAAGAUCAUAAUGCGUAUAUCUUUGAUAUGCGUAAAAUGGAUCGUGCCUUGAACGUUCUCAAAGACCAUGUGGCAGCAGUAAUGGAUGUGGAGUUUAGUCCAACCGGCGAAGAACUUGUCACGGCGUCCUAUGACCGCACUGUUCGACUGUGGAAUCGUGCGCGUGGUCAUUCAAGGGAUAUAUACCAUACUAAACGAAUGCAAAGGGUCUUUUCGGCUAAAUUUACCCCCGACAACAAAUACGUGCUCUCAGGGUCAGACGACGGUAAUGUUCGCCUUUGGCGUGCAGAAGCGUCUUCCCGAAGUGGAAUCAAAAGCGCCCGUGAACGCCAGAAACUUCAAUAUGACGAAGCCCUUAAAACUAGAUAUUCACAUAUGCCCGAGAUACGGCGCAUCAAACGUCAUAGACGCCUCCCCAAAGCGGUGAAGAAGGCUGGUGAGAUCAAAAAUGAGGAAGUCAAUGCCAUUAAGAGACGAGAAGAGAAUGUCAGAAAAAAUAGCAAAAAGGGCUCAUUGCCUGCGCGAGGCAGUGAGCGGGAGAAGAUGGUUCUUGCGAGGGAAAAAUGA